Didymodactylos carnosus is the source of this 1935-nucleotide messenger RNA. The record is from the annotation of a GenBank genome assembly. NCBI's taxonomy places the organism in Eukaryota, Metazoa, Rotifera, Eurotatoria, Philodinida, Philodinidae.
AUGACAAUCUUUUUUCAUGGUACAAGAUUGACAAGAUUAACAGCUGUAUUUUUACCACUUUCGCAGGUCAAAUGUCGUCUAAAUCAAUUGGAUAAAAUGAUCUCGCUAAUGAAAUUAGCUGAGCGAGAAAAUAGAUUGAAAAGUGAAGAACCGCUUUUAAUUACCAUUUGCGAUGUACAACUUCGGAGUGCAACUGAAGAACGAUCUUCGACAGACCUAACCGGAGCGUUCAUUCAUUCUCAUCUAUUUAUUGAAACACUUAUGGAAAUGCACAUUUAUCAAGAUGCUCUUCUCGGUCGGAAUGUAGAUGAUUUCAUUCAAAUGUGUACACUGCAAUAUCAUGGUAUUGAGAGCCAAUUGAAAUUAAUUAAUACAUUUCAACGUAGUUAUUCACCAGAUCAAGCUUUAAUGUGGUACACAAGAGAUUCAUUUGUCUAUCGAUUACUUAACAAAGCUCUGCGUCUUGAAAAUAUCGACAUCUUAUUACUCUUUCAGUUCUUUAUUCGAGACAUUCAUGAACAACUAGAACAACUAGCUCAUCUUCAUGAGAUGACGACGAUGAGUAAAACUACAACUUUCUAUCGUGCACAACUAAUGUCAAAAGAAGAAGUUGAUGUUUUACGAUAUUCUCUUGGCAAUAUCAUAUCGAUGAAGUCAUUUCUAUCAACAACACUUAGUAAAGCGUAUGCUUUGUUUUUACUCGGCGAUCCUGAAGUUACAAAUGACGACAAUGUAAAGCGAGUUUUAUUUGAAAUUAGCCUUGAGAUUGAUGAUAUUCCCUCUUUUAAUGACAUACCGUUUGCAAAUAUCAGUGAAAAAAGUGAUUUCCCUGAAGAAGAAGAAGUUCUUUUCUCAAUUGGUAGUAUUUUCCGUAUCACUGAUGUUCGAAAAGAAGGAAAAGUAUUCUGGAAGGUUCAUUUGGUACAUUUGCCAUCAUCUAAAAAUCCUCUAUUUAAACCAGAUGGAAAUCAUUUGAACAGAAUCUAUAAAUACUUGAAAGAACACGAACUCAUUGACGGCUCAGAUCAAAUGGGUUGUGUACUUCAUUUGGGUGGAAAAUUCAAUGAAACUGAAUGGUACUAUCGACAAAAAAUUGAUUAUUGGUCUCGAAUCGAUCCACGCAUCAUCGAACAACAAGAAGAAGAAGACGACAAAUUAUUAAAAAAACUUCGGCAAGUUUUUAAAUCAAAACCCAGAAAACGUGAUUAUGUAAAAGCAGUUCAAGAACGAUUGGAUUUUUAUUAUUUUCAACUUGCACUCGUUGCUAGAAAUAAAGGUGACUAUAACGCCUGUCUGAAUUGGUCUGAGUACUUGCGAAAAUACGAUCCUCAUUCUUUUUCUCAUCAGGUAUAUUUAUGUUAUUAUCAUCUUCUCACCGGUGAAGUCUGUGAACAUUUGGGACAGUUGGCAAAAGCUCGGGUCAAAUAUGAAAAAGCAUGGAGGCAAUUAAUGGCUUUACCUGAAGGAAAAGGGGAUGCUACCGUUAGCACAGAAAUUAUCAUUAACCUGGCAAAUAUUUCAUUAAAAUUGUUUCGAAAAGAAUGGAAACCGUUAGAAUUCUACGAAAAAGCUCUUAGCAUUUACCGGAAGAGUCUGCCUCUUAUUCAUCCGAAAAUAGGUAUGGUCCGAUUAAAAAUUGGCGAUUACUAUCGAUAUUUCUCUCAAUACAAUCUGGCUUUAGAAGAAUAUGAAGACUGUCUUCAAAUAUUCGCUAGAUCUCUUCCACCCGAUCAUGCCAAUAUUGGACUGACAUACUAUGGCAUGGGCUUUUGUUAUCAACUGAUCAAUCACCAAAAUCAUAUAGCACAAGCGAUUUCCUGUUUGCAAAAAGCAGAGACUAUCUUUAGGAAACAUUUUUCAUUAGAUCAUUGGCAUUUGAUCAGAACAGAGCAAGCUUUACGACAACUCAAGGACAAAUUUAAAUCGAGCUUGUAA